Messenger RNA from Budorcas taxicolor (takin), 1797 nucleotides. RefSeq names its product CCR4-NOT transcription complex subunit 6 like (gene CNOT6L). Bases 16 to 1749 code for a protein of 577 amino acids. The record is from RefSeq and is a predicted model, not a curated record. Gene Ontology annotation, cellular component: nucleus; cytoplasm; CCR4-NOT complex. Gene Ontology annotation, molecular function: protein binding; poly(A)-specific ribonuclease activity. The transcript has 12 exons. Gene Ontology annotation, biological process: nuclear-transcribed mRNA poly(A) tail shortening. NCBI's taxonomy places the organism in Eukaryota, Metazoa, Chordata, Mammalia, Artiodactyla, Bovidae.
GGUAUCUGUUUUACAAUGGCUGGGUUUUGCUUUCACAUAGAGCCAGAGUAUCCUUUUCCUGGAACCAAGCGUGACUCAAAGCCUUUACUAAUAGGGAUGCCAAAGGAAAAAUAUGAUCCUCCAGAUCCUCGCAGAAUUUAUACCAUCAUGUCAGCAGAGGAGGUAGCCAAUGGGAAAAAAUCUCACUGGGCAGAAUUAGAAAUCUCGGGUAGAGUGCGGAGCUUAAGUACAUCACUUUGGUCAUUGACACACUUGACAGCGCUGCACCUAAAUGACAAUUACCUUAGUCGCAUUCCACCUGAUAUUGCCAAGCUUCAUAAUCUGGUUUACCUGGAUCUGUCAUCCAAUAAACUCAGAAGUUUACCAGCAGAACUAGGAAACAUGGUGUCUCUCAGGGAAUUGCUUUUAAAUAACAAUCUGUUACGGGUUUUGCCUUAUGAACUUGGUCGGCUCUUCCAGCUACAAACUCUAGGUUUGAAAGGCAAUCCUUUAUCACAGGAUAUUCUCAAUUUAUACCAGGACCCAGAUGGAACCCGAAAGCUACUGAACUUCAUGCUUGACAAUCUUGCAGUUCAUCCAGAGCAGCUUCCUCCGAGGCCAUGGAUUACAUUAAAAGAACGAGACCAAAUUCUGCCAUCAGCAUCAUUCACGGUUAUGUGUUACAAUGUGUUAUGUGAUAAAUAUGCCACCCGGCAGCUAUAUGGCUAUUGCCCAUCCUGGGCAUUAAACUGGGAAUACAGGAAAAAGGGAAUUAUGGAAGAAAUUGUUAACUGUGACGCAGAUAUCAUUAGUCUUCAGGAAGUGGAAACAGAGCAAUACUUCACUCUCUUUCUGCCAGCAUUGAAGGAGCGUGGAUAUGAUGGAUUUUUUUCUCCAAAGUCACGUGCCAAAAUCAUGUCUGAGCAGGAGAGAAAGCAUGUGGACGGUUGUGCAAUAUUCUUCAAAACAGAAAAAUUUACAUUGGUGCAGAAGCAUACGGUGGAAUUUAACCAAGUGGCAAUGGCUAAUUCAGAUGGAUCCGAAGCUAUGCUGAACAGAGUGAUGACAAAAGAUAAUAUCGGUGUCGCUGUGGUAUUAGAGGUCCACAAAGAACUAUUUGGAGCAGGUAUGAAGCCUAUUCAUGCUGCAGACAAACAGCUGCUUAUAGUGGCAAAUGCCCACAUGCAUUGGGACCCAGAGUAUUCUGAUGUGAAACUCAUUCAGACCAUGAUGUUUGUCUCAGAGGUUAAAAACAUUCUGGAGAAAGCCUCAAGCAGGCCUGGCAGCCCAACCGCAGAUCCUAAUUCCAUCCCGCUGGUGCUAUGUGCAGAUCUUAACUCAUUGCCAGAUUCAGGUGUUGUGGAAUAUUUAAGCAAUGGAGGAGUAGCUGACAACCACAAAGACUUCAAGGAACUAAGGUACAAUGAAUGUCUUAUGAACUUCAGCUGCAAUGGGAAGAAUGGAAGCUCAGAAGGGAGAAUCACACAUGGCUUCCAACUGAAGAGCGCCUAUGAAAAUAACUUGAUGCCUUACACCAAUUACACCUUUGAUUUCAAAGGUGUGAUUGACUACAUUUUCUAUUCCAAGACUCAUAUGAACGUGCUUGGUGUCCUGGGGCCUUUAGAUCCUCAAUGGCUGGUUGAGAACAACAUCACUGGGUGUCCACACCCUCACAUCCCUUCAGACCACUUCUCACUGUUAACACAACUUGAACUCCACCCUCCACUCCUGCCUCUUGUCAAUGGUGUUCACUUGCCUAACCGGAGGUAGUGGAGUACUACCCCGCCAAGACGGGGAUCUGUUGCUAUGGACCUGUAC